Haemonchus placei is the source of this 198-nucleotide messenger RNA. Lineage: Eukaryota; Metazoa; Nematoda; Chromadorea; Rhabditida; Trichostrongylidae. The record is from the annotation of a GenBank genome assembly.
AUGGCUCGCACUUCCUUUUUUCAUAUAAAAAGAGGAAACGUCUGGAUUUGCGCUGUGACUCGCCAGAACGUGAACGCCACAAUGGUGUUUGAGUUUGUCAACAAAUUUGCUGAUGCGAUGCAGUCGUAUUUUGGCAAGUUGAACGAGGAGAACGUCAAAAAUAACUUCGUGUUAAUCUACGAGCUGUUAGAUGGUUAG